This is a messenger RNA of Syngnathus typhle (broad-nosed pipefish), 1695 nucleotides long. RefSeq names its product EEF1A lysine methyltransferase 3-like. Gene Ontology annotation, biological process: peptidyl-lysine methylation. The transcript has 3 exons. Lineage: Eukaryota; Metazoa; Chordata; Actinopteri; Syngnathiformes; Syngnathidae. Gene Ontology annotation, cellular component: cytoplasm; cytosol. Gene Ontology annotation, molecular function: protein-lysine N-methyltransferase activity. The record is from RefSeq and is a predicted model, not a curated record. Bases 112 to 783 code for a protein of 223 amino acids.
CUAGUUGACCCAGGAAAUAAACUGGACAGGACUUUAAACUUGUAUGUUUUUUUUUUUUUGUUUGUUUUUUUACCCGAAACAUUUUUUCUUUCCAUCAAUCAAGCACGCACGAUGAGUUGUUGCAUGAAUGACGAUGACCCUUUUCCCGCUGACGAGUGUUUGUUCACUGACACCUUUUCUCAGGACAGCGUUUAUAACUUAAUGGGACAAGAGCUGAGCAUCAUACAGUUAUUCGGUGCAAACCUCGGCGUGGCUGCUCCAGUGUGGGAAUCCGCAGUACAAUUGUGUCGAUACUUUGAGGGUCAUAGUGUGGAGUGGCGUGGGAGACGCGUCAUCGAACUGGGAUCGGGAACUGGUGUUGUUGGGAUUGUGGCUGCUCGCCUCGGCGCAGAUGUGACCCUCACUGACCUUCCCAUGACUCUUCCACAGCUUGAGGCCAAUGUCUGUGCCAACAUGCCAUCCAGCGGUUGGCCAUCUGCCCCUCCCACUGUCCUCCCUCUGUCCUGGGGUGAGGACCACACGAAGUUCCCCUCAGACUGGGACCUGGUGCUGGGCGCAGAUAUCGUUUACAUCCCCAAACUGUUUCCACUGUUAGUGGACACGCUGGCUCAUCUGUGCAAGCAAAAAGGUGUGGUUUACCUCUCCUCCAAAAUGCGGAAAGAGCACAAGACGGCAAGUUUUUUCAAAAAGCAUCUGCCAACAAGAUUUAAUGUACAACUUGUGCACCGCUAUGACAAUCUAAACAUUAAUAUUUAUCGAGCAUCUUUUAGAAAAGCCCGUUAAGAGCACCGACAUUUUUACCAAGGGUAUGAUUUAACAAUUUUGGAUAAGAAACAAAUGUCACAUUGUCACUUUUAUAUCAUCAUUUUUAAAAAGUUAGUUUACAAUUUUUUUUAUAGUCGGUACUACAUCUGUCUCACAGUUGAAAGGGUCUGGGUUUGAAUCUCUACUCAGCACUUUCCUGUGUGGAUUUUGCAUGUUCUCGUCAAGUUUAUGUGCGUUUCCUGCAGAUACUCUGCUUUUCUUCCACAUUCCAAAAUUGGAUCAUUUUGGAUUAAAUUAGGUGUGAAUGUGAGUGUGAAUGGUUGUCACUUUUUAUGUGCCUUGCAAUUGCCCGGCGACCAGUUUGGAUAGUACUCCACCCCAGAGUAAAUCGGGCAAAAUGAAUGGCUGGAAUUUAUGAUUAAAUUUUAAACAAAGCAUAUUCUACAUUUCAUGUUGACUUGUUAAUGUUUACUUAAUUCUCUUGAGAAACGAUAAAAAUAAUCUUCAUGAUGGAGAUACUGAUUGUAGUUAUAUAACUACUUCCUAUUGAUUGUUAAAGCAGUCAGAUUGUGAUCAUUUGAUAUUCAAAUUAGGGAUGGGCAUUUCAAUGUAUUACCUUGAUCAGUUAUGGGGAGCACAAUUAAGUCAUUAUUAUGCUGAAACAUUUUUGGAACUCGUGUUGAUGCUAGUGUUGCUAGGGUGUAAUGCAGCACAUCUUACCACAACCAUUCUCAUCUUAUUUCCAACAAAAAAAAAAACAGUUGACACUGAAUUUUGCUUAAAGACAAGUACAAUUUCAAAAUUAUUGUUUACAUAAUCGGAAUUCCUAAUUAUUUCAAAUCACAGUCUUAAUAUACCAAAGAUGUGUUCUUUUACACGUACAAUUUACUUGUGAGAUGACUAUUGAAUAAAAUGAAUGAUGAAAACAAA